This is a messenger RNA of Hevea brasiliensis (rubber tree), 4141 nucleotides long. RefSeq lists its product as uncharacterized. The record is from RefSeq and is a predicted model, not a curated record. The transcript is spliced from 5 exons. NCBI's taxonomy places the organism in Eukaryota, Viridiplantae, Streptophyta, Magnoliopsida, Malpighiales, Euphorbiaceae. The coding region runs from base 226 to 3903 and encodes 1225 amino acids.
AAAUGAAACCUCAAAUCCAAUACUAUCGAGAACAAUCAUAGAUUUUUUGGUUGGUCAUCCUUUCUCCAGUCAGUAUUUUAACAAAAAUCUCUCUCAAUUUUGUUUUCUAAUGUGGGGUAGCUAUUAUGAUAUCUUCAUGUUAGUCUUGGCAGCAGUUUUGUGAAUUACAUGUGUUGUUGAAUUUAAAUCUCCUCAGUUGUUUAUAGAUUGUUCAAAGAAAUAAAAAUGAGUAUUGAUGCAAAGGACAUUCAAAUUCUUGCGGGGAGAAUUGUUAAGCUUUCCGUGAACAUAUGCUGCGGAUUUGUACAGAACCAUCCUUUUGUUUCAAGUGUAGUGUUUUUCUUGUUUGUUCUGUACUUGUUUCUUCCUAAAGUUGUCCUUUUCUUGCUUUACUCUUCCCCAUUUCUUGCCUGCACGGCUGUCUUUAUCCGAGUUUAUCUUCAUUCGCAACAUUCGAAGACCCAAAAUGAUGUGAAGGAUGAGAAUAAGGAUCAUGCAUUUACAUCUACAAAAUCCGAGCCUCAAACAGCUGAUCUUGUUUUCGGUAGAAAUGACAAGUCUUCUGUACAAUCUCAAGCACUAUCACAUAGAAAUGUUAAAGAGAAAUACAAAGAAUUGGAAUCACAAGCACUUAUGGAGGAGAAGAACAAGGUUUCCUCAACAAUUCCUAAAGAUGAUUCCAUUGGUAGAGCUGUCCUGAAUGAAGUAAAACCAAGAGAAAUCACAGAAAAGGAUCAUGGAAAGGGUGUCUCACGCAGUGUCUUCAUUGGUGAAAAUAUUGGAGCAUUAGGUAAAGCAUCAAAGCCUAAUCUUACAUCCUUGGAUGGCUUGGAAGAGAAGGCUGCAAAAUGUGAUGGUGGUGGUAAGGCAGAGUUGGAAAACUCAAGUUCUGAAGAGGACGAUGAAGAAGAAGGGACAAAAGGAGGCAGGGGUAAGGCUGUGGAAUGGACUGAAAAUGAUCAAAAGAAUGUUAUGGAUCUUGGGAUAACGGAGCUAGAAAGAAACAAGAGGCUAGAAAGCCUAAUUGCGAGACGCAGAGAAAGAAAGUCAUUCAAAAUGCAAACAGAGAAAAUUCUUCUUAAUGUGAACAGUGGUAGUCCAAUUCCAGUCGUUCCAGUUUUAGUUGCAAGAGGCAAUCCUUUUGAUGUUCCCAAUAACCCAGAUGAACAAGUUCCUGGUUCAGCCCCUUCUGUCUUGUUGCCAACUCGGAAUCCAUUCGACCUUCCAUAUGAUCCAUUUGAAGAAAAACCCAAUCUCAUGGCAGACAGUUUCCAGCGAGAAUUCAUGGCAGCGCACCAGAGAGAGAUGCUUUUCUGCAGGCAUGAAAGCUUCACUUUGGGACCUUUUUUUCCACUGGAAGGGAAGCACAAUGAGUAUGACAUUGCAGGAAACACCAGGUUAAGAAGGCAGCAGGGUAAGGCAACCUUUUUCUUUUUCUUCCAUAAAGAAAAUCAUGACAGGCCAGUAGAUAAUUUAUUAUCCCAAAAUGGAGGAACCUUGCACCGUACUGUAAGUGUUACUGAUCUAGUAACAGAAGAAGAAGAAGGCGAAUCUUCCAACCCGGUUAGAAACCAAUCAGAUAAGGAUGGAGAAUUAGAUCACUAUAGGAUGGGAAUAGAAGGUAAAAGAAUAGAGAACACUCAUGGCAUGCAUUCAAGCUUAGGGACAGAAAGCAAAACUAAAAUGAGGACAAAUGCCAUAAAUCACAACAAAGAUAAGUCAAGCUCAUCAUCUUUACCAGAAGACAAAAGACAGAUCACCAAACCAAACAAACUUGAAGUUCUACCACCUGUUUUUAGAUUUCCUGAGGUGGUGAACAGUCCACCAAAUUCAGCUCCCUGUCCAAUUCCCAAGGCCAGAACUGUAAAUGAAUUCUCUUCUGAAGUCAGCCCAUUUACAAUUGACAGAUCAAGAUUAGAAAACCAUUUACUUUACACAAAUAAUGGGCCUUGGCAUACCCAUACCGAUUCCAUAGCUUCUGACAUGCAAGUGGAGGUCUCAGAAAUUGGUUCACCUCCAUUGACAGGAGAUGAAUCUGCUUCAUCUAGUAAUGGAGAUUCCUUGACUUAUGAUGGAGACAUAGAGAAGGAAAUUACUUCUGGCAGUGAAGAAAUGUGGGGACCCUCGCCUCAUGCACAUGAAAUGGCAAUUAGAGAAGUGAAUGAGGUAAUUGGGGAGGAUAUUGCAGGAGGCUUUUCAGGUUUCCAUAGGGAACCUCAGGAUCCAACUACAUCAGCUUCAAGAAUUGAAAUGCCUCAAGAGGGUCAAAUUCAUUCAAUUAAUUCUGAUCAUAUGAUAUUCAAUGACGUAGAACAGGUAGUUGAAGAAGUAGGGGAACAUAGGCCUCCUAAUGCAUUACACGCCGUUCCACCAGAAAAAUCAACUGAAGGAACUUACAAACCACAUGAAGGGUAUUUGCAUAGGUCACAGGCAUCAUUAAGUCCUCCCAAGAAGUCUGCGGAGGAGUUGAACAUUAGUUAUAAUUUGGAUGUUCCAAUGCAUGCAUUUGAUGAUUCGGGAGCCCCAAAAUCAGUUGAAGACAGUGAAGGUGAAGCUGAAAAAUCCAUCACAUCAGAAGUCAGAGAUAUUCCAAAACCGGAUGAAGAAAUUAAUUCAGAAUCUAGCAAGCAGUCUGAGAGAAAUUCAUUGAAUACUCCUGAGCAGUCUGCAAAGGAGUUGAACUUUGUUUGUACUAUGGAUGAUCCAGUAGUUCACAUGAAUAGUGGUGCAGUUGAAAAAUCCAUCGAGCAGGACGUUAAGCACCUUUCAAAACCAGACGAGGGAAGUAAUUUAGAAUCUAGCAACCAUAUUGAGAGCAAGUCAUCAAAUUCUAUCGGGAUGCCUGCAAAGAAAGUUAACAUUCCUUACUAUGUAGAUGAUCCUGUAGUCCAAAUAAAUGUUUCUAUGAUAGACAUGAAAUCAAGUGAAGAUAGGGAUAGAAUUGAAAAAUACAUUGAGCAAGAAGUUUUAGUGGACUUGGCAAAACGAGAUGAGGAAAGUACAUCAGAAAUGGACAAGUAUACUGAAAGCAAUUCUGAUAUGCCUCCAGCUAAUCAACCCAUCAUUGAGUCAAUAAUGCCAACUGCAGAAGAUAAGAAUUCUAAUGAAGCUAAAGACAGCUCGAUACCAUCUCAAGAUGGUAAAGAGGAGAAAAUUACCACAGAAGUUCAAGUUUCUGGGGUAGACCGGAGUUCUAAUGAUCCCUCUACAUCAGGAAAACAGCCAGAAAUGACUGUGGAACAAAUUUCUAAUGUUUCAAGUUCAUCUUCAUCUCCAAAGUCUGUUUUACCAGAAAGGAUCCUAUUAGAUCAAUCACCGUCAAAUCUCAAUCAACAGAUGCACAUAGCAGUUUCAGAAUCUGAUAUGGAGGAGAGGAUAGUAAGAAACAAGUUGCUGGAUGAGCAAGUACUUGAAAAUUUAGCUCUCACUGCACCUCAAAAUGUACAUCAUGUAACACAUCAUCCAUCUAUUGACAGCAAGUACGAAAAAUCUGAGGAAUCGGAAAAACCUCCAAGGGAAUUUACGCAAGAUGCUAAUGGCAACUCAGGAUCCAAAGAUUUGACAGAACACAGAACUGCAGCUAACCCACCAGAACCUACUGUUGAUCAUGUAGACAUGCCUGUCACUACUGCAGGAGGAGAGGCUCUCCUGCAGAACUCUACAUCAAUUAAUUAUGCAAUAGCCAAUGGCAUGGUGAGCAUGGAAAAGCAUGAGCUUGUUAAUGGUGGUGAAGGUGAACCCCGAAGAUUAGAUGAAAACAAAGACACUACAGAACUAUCAAAAGCUAGCGAGGAUCCCAUCUCUGUAUCUGUCAAAGAUGCCAAACCUGAAUCAAGAAACAUGACUGAGGAUGCAGGUAACUUUGUCCAAUUGCAGCCGGCAAGCAUCGAAUCGAACAGUUGACAAGUUAACAAAGCUGAAAAUUAAAGCCUUAACAUAUCAAUUAUGAAUCGGCAUGCAGAUGAAAUUAUGGCUAUUGUAUAUUUGCACGGUAUAGCAAAUUCUUUAUAGGUACCCAGUCAUCACAGCGAGCUUUACCAUCACUACAAUGAUCCGGUGAUGGGCAUUUUCCCUUUCCUUUUUUCUCAUCAUUUUGUAAUAAAAUAAAGAGAAAGUUGUGUAUCAUAUCAAAAUUUUGAGA